Messenger RNA from Drosophila kikkawai, 985 nucleotides. RefSeq names its product MICOS subunit 26/27 (gene Mic26-27). NCBI's taxonomy places the organism in Eukaryota, Metazoa, Arthropoda, Insecta, Diptera, Drosophilidae. The record is from RefSeq and is a predicted model, not a curated record. Gene Ontology annotation, cellular component: MICOS complex. Gene Ontology annotation, biological process: cristae formation.
CACGCCACGUCAAGCAGUCGUUCCGUGUCGUGACACAUUACGCAAUGUUAAACAACUGAGUAAAACUUAUAAUUUAGACCAGUUGCCCAAAUUCCGAUCGACCCACCACGCGAGGCUCUAAAUCCACUGCUGAAACCUGCGAGAUGCUGCGCAAAACGGCGACAAUGGGACUCGUGGCGGCGGUGGCCGUGACUGCGGCACCAGAGCAAGGCAAACAGAGCUCCUCCAAGGCGGACAGCAGUUUGGUGUGCCGGCCCAGCGAGUUGCCCAUCUACGACAGCUUGCGCAAGCCAGAGCCCAAGCUGGAGAGGCACAGGUCCUCGGAUUCGGCGCUGCACCGCAACCUGGAGAGCGGCGUACGGUACGUGCGCGAGAGUGUAGAGGACAGCUACAAGUCCGUCGCCGACCAGGCCGGCAUUGUGGGCCAUUACCUGGAAACGGCCAAGGCCCAUACGCAGCACACGAUCGACAUCCUGAAUGAGCCGCAAAACUCACUGCACCGCAGCGGGGCCAUCGUGGUAGGCGGUCUCGCAGGUUUCAUCUUCGGCGCCCGCGGUGGUUUUAUUAAGAAAGUGGUGUACACUGGCAUCGGAGCGGGGGCGGUGGCCUCGCUGUGCUAUCCCCGCCAGGCGGAGGAGAACUGCCGGGUGGUGCUGUACGAGGGGCGCAAGAUCUUCGCCGUGGCCUACAACUUCGUGAAGGGCGUGAAGCCCGGAGAGGAGGUGCCCAUCGAGCCCAUCCAGAAGUUCCCUACCUCACUGGAGGACCUCAAGUAUUUGGCCAGCGACCUGGUCGACGAGGCCAAGGAGUUGAUCUUCCCCAAGAAGAAGUAGGAGCACCCCCAUCCGGCCGAGAAGUGUGCAUCGACUUAACAUGAGCCUAGUCUCUCUCCGAUUAUGUGAUCCAGCUGGAAUUCGUUAUCUCUAUUUGUGGUAAUCUUUCUUGUUGCCAGAAAUAAAUUGGCCUCGCGUCCCAAAAGUGAAAA